Messenger RNA from Dentiscutata erythropus, 366 nucleotides. The record is from the annotation of a GenBank genome assembly. NCBI's taxonomy places the organism in Eukaryota, Fungi, Glomeromycota, Glomeromycetes, Diversisporales, Gigasporaceae.
AUGCAAAAUUUUCGACAAGCGAACGUAUUCACGUAUCAUAGAUCCACAACACAUGAAACUACCACCAAUGACGCACCAAAACAAAAAGAAAUGUUAGCAAAAGUUCAUACACAAACUCAUUCAAAGUACCGCACGAAAAAAACGAAUGUGAAUUCAACAAUAACAAAUGUCGAAAGAAAAGAAGUCGAAAUGGAUGAAACCAACAAAGAACGAACUAACCAAACGCAAAAUGACACCAACGACGCAAGGCACCAAAAGCACCAACGACGCAAGGCACCAACUGGACAACACCGACAAUGCAAGAAAAGGCACCAACCUACAAAAAAGAACAGACACCAGUCGACAAAAGAAGAACCGAAUGGAUGA